GUUGCCGCUUUAGUUUUAUUUCCGGUGUUGUCUUCUCAAACAUGAAGCAUGAAGCAUGCUAGCUAACCUUUAAAGAUUCAGAAGUACUUAAUGUGUUCAGAGACAUAGUCAGCGUCCUCUCUGAGAUGACCUAAGGAAGCGGUGGCUUCUCUGGAGUGUCGGUGGAUCAUAACAUUAAAGAGUAUCUGCAGCAGAAGAUGAUAGAACCAGAGCUACUGACUGAGGUCCCUGCAGCACUCAAGCGGCUAGCCAAGCAGGUCGUGAGGGGUUUCUACGGAGUGGACCAUGCCUUGGCCCUGGAUGUGCUCAUUCGCAACCCAUGUGUACGUGAGGAGGACAUGCUGGAGUUGCUCAAGUUUGAUCGUAAGCAGCUGCGCUCAGUGCUCAACACCCUGAAGGCAGACAAGUUUGUCAAGUGCCGAAUGAGAGUGGAAACGGCCCCCGAUGGCAAGACAACACGGCACAAUUACUACUUCAUCAACUACAGGGUACUGGUCAACGUGGUCAAGUAUAAAUUAGAUCAUAUGCGGCGGCGCAUAGAGACAGAUGAGCGAGACUCCACCAACCGUGCCUCCUUCCGCUGCCCCUGCUGCUUCUCCACCUUCACCGACCUCGAGGCCAACCAGCUGUUUGAACCCAUGACAGGUACAUUUCGCUGCACCUUCUGCCAGACGGAGGUAGAGGAGGACGCGUCUGUCUGUCCUGACGGCAGGACGCUAGUGGCACGCUUCAACGAGCAGAUCGAACCCAUCUACGCGCUGCUACGUGAGACUGAAGACGUCAACUUGUCCCAGGACCUGCUGGAGCCUGAGCCUGCUGAGAUUCCUGCCCUCAAACAGAGCCGUGACCGUGCUGCUGCAGCAGCCGGAGCAAACCUAGCCGGCCCGCAUCGUGAAGCCUGGUCCAACAAAGGCUCAUCUUAUGCUGACAUGUACACCCAGAAUGUGGUUAUCAGCAUGGAGGAGCAGGAAGACCAGCUUAAGAAGGCUAGCGAAGGCAAGGCACCCAAGGAGAGGCCCGUGUGGUUGACCCAGAGCACCGUGCAGGGUGCUUACAGCGAGCCAGACGUCCUCAAGACCCGUGGAGAGGUUGUACCCGGAGCCCAGGAUGGAGCAGCCGGUCUUGGUAUUGGUCAGGAAGAUGAAAACGAGGAAGUGAUGCGCGCCCUGCUCAUCCAUGAGAAGAGAGGUGCGGCGGGAGCAGGUGGAGGCGGAGGCGGAGGCGGCGCGAGCGCUGCAACCAAGGGGCUUGCCUCCACCAAAGCCAAAGCCAACGCCAGCGACUCAGAUAGCGACACCAGCGAAUCGGACGACGACUCUCCCUCAGCUCCUCCCCCCGCCACGGCCGCUCCGCAUCGUGCCGCCGAGGAGGAGGAAGAGGACGACGAUGAAUUUGAGGAGGUGGGGGACGAGCCCAUGGUGAUGGUCGGAGGCCGACAGUUCACAUACCGAGAGGUCAGCCAGAGGCCGGAGCUGGUGGAGCAAAUGUCUGCGCAGGAGAAGGAGGCAUACAUUGAAAUGGGACAAAACCUCUUCCAGGACAUGUUCUUCUGAGCACACACGCAUAUAUACACACACAUUUACACACACAUUAUCAACAGUUUCUGAAAGUAUACUUCUGCUGUCUCACACCGUCGGUGUUGACAUCUGAGGUUUGUGGACACAACUUCUCAAGAAGAAAACAAGAUGCUGCUCAAGAAGUAUUUACAGUCGGCUUCAUGCUCUUAUUAUAAGAACCAAGGACAUGCUCUGACAGUGUUGCCUAGGCGAUGACACCUUUAGUAUUCUGUCCUCAGUAUUUUUUUAUUCUCAGUCAUCGGACCAGAAGGGAGCUGGCCAGCUGCAGUUUGUGCAACGAGUGCCAAUUUGUUUUUUUGUUAGUCCGUUUUAUUUUCAUUUCAGUUUAACAGGCCGUCAGUCAUGUUUUAGCCGUGUUUUCCAGUCACGCAUCUCUCAUUCAUCCGACGGGCUAAAUACGCUUCAAAUGUAAUCAGUACAGCUGUCUAUGCUUCGUGCUUCAAGUCUAUUUUUCUCUACAUUGAUUGUGCAUUUAGUCGUGAGUACUUCUAAAAGACGCCUGAGUGCAGAGCAGUGCCGUGGUUGAACGUAAGCAGUGUGAAGGACUGGAGCUGCUGCUGUUGUGAAGACGAGGUGUUGGGCCCAAUAUUUUCUGUUUUUCUGAAACAAGAUCAGACUGGAUUUAAAGGCUCAUCUCAGGCAAAUGUUGAGUACAGGGGAAACAAGAGGAUAUGGGUGGACUGUUUACAGGAAAACAUUUGUUAUUCUGAACAAUCUGUAAUAAAAAAAGAUACUGCAAUAUGCAUGGA
Messenger RNA from Sebastes umbrosus (honeycomb rockfish), 2326 nucleotides. It is a transcript of the gene gtf2e1, whose product is annotated as general transcription factor IIE, polypeptide 1, alpha. Gene Ontology annotation, biological process: transcription open complex formation at RNA polymerase II promoter; transcription initiation at RNA polymerase II promoter. The coding region runs from base 198 to 1553 and encodes 451 amino acids. NCBI's taxonomy places the organism in Eukaryota, Metazoa, Chordata, Actinopteri, Perciformes, Sebastidae. The record is from RefSeq and is a predicted model, not a curated record. The transcript has 6 exons. Gene Ontology annotation, cellular component: transcription factor TFIIE complex.